CUACAGCACUCUACUGACGGCAACAAAGUGAGACUAUCUUAAAAAAAAAAAAAGUGACUUUCUACCAUUUUAUUUGCAUGGAAAAUCCAACGAAAUGUUUAGAAACCACAGGCAGGCACACCACACCAUCAUUGCCCAGGAUGCAGAAACAAUAUUAAAAGCAUUUGAAACUUAUUUUAAAUCCUAGCUCUUCUUCCCCCUCCUUUCAGGCGUAGAGCGUUUCGGAAGGAAGGACAGUGCCUCCUGUCCUACGACAACUUUCCCUCAUAAAUCUCGUUUUUCCCAGCCAAGGGCGCGCCCCAGACCUGCCAGGCCUACACCUGCCGACCUGACCUCAACCACUUCGGGAAAUUAAGACUCCCUGUGGCUCUUCAGAAUGUUCCAGAAGAGCACUGGCGAAGGGUUAGAUUUGUGUCUUUUGGUAGGAAACCCGAGUUUUCACGAUAUUCGUCUUCCGGGACCCAGGGUAGGGGCGGCCCAGCCACCGGAGCGGCGGCCGCGGGGCGCAGGCGGGAGGUGCGGGGCGCGGGCUGGGCUCCCCGCCGGCCGGGCCUCUGUGACGCGGCGUUCCAGGCCGGGCCCCAGCACAGCCCGCAGCCGAGUGGCCCGGCGACGGCAGGCGGCAGGCGGCGACGGCGGCGGCAUGAGCUACUACCAGCUCCCUGUGGUGAUCGACAACGGCUCAGGCGUGAUCAAGGUGGGCCUGGCCGGGAGCCGGGAGCCCCAUUUCGUGUACGCGAACAUUACUGGCCGCGCCAAGGGCCCGGACUGGGCGGCCAACGGCGAGCACGAGGUGUAUGUGGGCGACCAGGCGCAGGUCCGGAGAAGCUCGCUGUCCAUCAGCUACCCGGUGGAGCGCGGUGUCAUUACCUCCUGGGGGGACAUGGAAGUCGUUUGGAAGCACACCUACCACUACAGCCUGACGCUCAAGCCCAGUGACGGCCCCGUCCUCAUCACUGAGCCGGCGCUGAACCCACUGGCCAAUCGGCAGCAGAUCACCGAGGUGUUUUUUGAGCAUCUGGGUGUUCCCGCCUUCUACAUGUCCAUCCAGGCCGUGCUCGCUCUCUUUUCUGCUGGCUUCACUACUGGCCUUGUGCUGAAUUCCGGUGCUGGGGUUACCCAGUGUGUGCCCAUCUUCGAGGGGUACUGUCUGCCGCAUGGCGUCCAGCAACUAGAUCUGGCAGGCCUUGACCUCACCAACUACCUCACGGCGCUACUGAAGAACCACGGUAUCAUGCUGCUCAGUGCUGCAGACAGAAAGACUGUUGUGGACAUCAAAGAGACCUCCUGCUACGUGGCAAUGAACUAUGAAGAGGAAAUGGCCAAGAAACCUGAACUGAUACAGAAAAUUUACAAACUACCUGAUGGGAAGAUCCUCAGGCUCCACCAGGAGCUCUUUUCUUGUCCAGAGGCCCUCUUCUCUCCACGCCUGGUGAGCCUUGAGGCCCCUGGCAUAGAUAAGAUGUGCUUCAAUAGCAUAAUGAAAUGUGAUACAGAUCUGAGGAAUUCCCUCUUCUCCAAUAUUCUCCUUGCUGGGGGAUCGACCUCUUUUCCUAGUUUCGACAAGCGGCUAGUUAAGGAUAUAGCAAAGGUGGCUCCUGCCAACACUCCAGUGCAGGUUACAGCUCCCCCAGAAAGGAAGAUAUCGGCGUGGAUGGGAGGAUCUAUUCUUGCAUCCCUGUCUGCCUUCCAAGACAUGUGGAUCACUGCUGCAGAAUUUAAAGAAGUUGGACCCAACAUAGUACACCAAAGAUGCUUCUGAAGUACAGAUGAACUGCUUAGAAAAAAAUGUUUUGAGUAUACGUGACAGAAAGCAUUGGAUAUUAUAUGUUUCUGGGAGAACAGAAAAUACUUCAAUUAUUGGGAUGUGCAUGUCUCUGUUGCUUUUUUAUAAUGGGAGGGAUAAUGAUGCAACAGUCAAACAACAGAUGAUUAUUGAAAAGCACCAAGUUAAA
This is a messenger RNA of Nycticebus coucang (slow loris), 1955 nucleotides long. It is a transcript of the gene ACTRT3, whose product is annotated as actin related protein T3. Lineage: Eukaryota; Metazoa; Chordata; Mammalia; Primates; Lorisidae. The transcript has 2 exons. The coding region runs from base 377 to 1762 and encodes 461 amino acids. The record is from RefSeq and is a predicted model, not a curated record.